Messenger RNA from Cuscuta campestris, 1993 nucleotides. Lineage: Eukaryota; Viridiplantae; Streptophyta; Magnoliopsida; Solanales; Convolvulaceae. The record is from the annotation of a GenBank genome assembly.
AUGUUCCGGAUGAAAGAAGGUGAGAAAAUUGAUGACAUGUUCGACCGGUUCUCAAAGAUAAUCAACGAUCUUCAUGCCCUCAAAAAGACCUACACCAACAAGGAUCUUGUGAGGAAAAUCCUGCGGAGUCUCACACCCGAAUGGAGGUCAAAAGCCGAUGCAAUCUACGAAUCCAUCGGAGUCUCCAACAUCACCAUCGACGGGCUAAGAGGUAAUCUUAAAACCUAUGAAUCUACUAUUCUAACCCCGUCUUUGGAUGAACAAAAGAAAAAGGGGAUAGCUCUCAAAGCCACCAAGGAGCCGGCUUCAAGCGAUGACGACAAUGAAUUCGGGCUCGUCAUCAAGAAGUUUCACAAGUUCAUGAAGAAGGAAUUUGAGCGGAAGGGAAGGAAGCACGACGGUCCUCCCAAGUGCUACGGCUGUGGCGAGAUUGGCCACAUCAAGCCAAGGUGUCCAAAGGCCAAACACGGCAAGGACAAAUCUGGCUUCAAGAAGCAAAGGGCCUACAUCUCUUGGGGUGGCGAUUCUGGCGACGAAUCAACCGACCAAGAGGAGGACGAAGCUGCAAAUCUCUGCCUCAUGGCACACGAAGAUCAAAGCAACGACGUCCAAGAGAACAGGGCAGGAGCUUCCGGAAAAUCCAAGGCAAAAUCCCGGGCACCGGUAACCAAUCCCGAGGAUCGCAUCGACUACAACGAUGGGACGUAUCUCUGGUUCGAUUCCGAGGAGGAGCGCACCCGUUUUCUCACCUUCUUCUCUAAACGGGUUGUGGCUCCCCCACGAAUCAUCCCGGAGCGCUACCCGGAGCUGCAAGGCUACGACGACCUUGACGCACAGCUUCAUCAAGCCGGUCUUUGGCCGUUCGUCUCCCGGGCACGCAAGGAGAUCAACCCGGCACUAAUUCGGGCCUUCUACUCCAACCUCCGCUGUGAGGACGACGUGCUCUACUCGCUCGUCAAGAGCACGCCGAUCGAGCUCACUGUGGAGCGGUUUGGACGCAUCGCCGGCCUCCCCUUCCAAGGCGACGAUGUGUCACACUAUGGUGGAGAGGAUUGGGUGCUCAACAACGAGGGCCUUAUCCUCAACGAGCUUGGCAUCACCGAGCUCAAACGCCAUGCCUCAGGCCGCCCAACCAUCCACUCCGCCAAACCCGAAGGCCGCCUGGUCCUCUACAUCGUCACCCGAAUCCUCAAACCCAGGAAGCACGGCCACACCAUCAUGCACGGUGAAGACCUCAAACUUAUGCACGCAAUCAUGCACUCGGCCCCAAUCAGUUGGGCAAAGUUUGUCAUGAUCAACAUGACGAUUGCUGCGUCCACCGAGCACGACCACCUCCUCCCGUACCCGUUCUUGGUGAUGGACAUCCUUGAACGGUUCAGGCUAACCACCACCAUUGGCCCGCUCAUGAAGGCCACGAAGAUUUGGACAAUCAGCAACCAAACCUUCAUCAAGCGGUCGGACAACGCCGCAACUGCCACUGCCGCGCCACACCGCACUGCCACUGCCGCUGGCCCAGCCGAACCCCAGGCCCGGGCCAACCUUGCCUCCAUCGCCGACUCCCUCAACCGGCUCCACCUCAAAGUUGACGGGAUGGGUGGCUACCUUGAACGGCUCGACGUGGCUGUUCAACGCCAAGGAUACGCGAUGAAUUCGUACUUCCAAGGCAUCAACUACGUCCCGCCACCACUCUACGGCACCUUUCUCGACGAAGUCUACGGUGAUGAAGACGAAGAGGAUGAGUCCUUCGCCCAGUCAAGCUCCCCGGACGAGGAUCAGUUUGACGAUGCCGUUGAUGGUGAUGAAAUGGACGUCGACGACGACGAGGAAACCGACGACGAAGACUAGGACUCCCCUAGAACUUCUAUCUCUUUUACUUUGAUUAUCCUUUUUUUUAAUGCUUCCGUUGUACUCAGCUAUUUCCCUUUAUUAAAUAAAAUCAUUUCGUUUAUCUUUUUGUUAAUGUCAAAAGGGGGAAGAAAAGGGCUAUGCAUAU